Messenger RNA from Macrosiphum euphorbiae (potato aphid), 360 nucleotides. The record is from the annotation of a GenBank genome assembly. Lineage: Eukaryota; Metazoa; Arthropoda; Insecta; Hemiptera; Aphididae.
AUGAGAAAUAACCAGAAUUACAUUAAUAUUACAGAUGAAGAAUAUCAUGUUGGCAGUGUGACAUCAAAUCUUGUAGAAUUACCAAAUUUUGAUUCCGUUUUUUCUUUCUCACUUGAUUAUAUGCAUCUAGUUUGUUUGGGUGUAAUGAAAAAAUUAUUGAUGCUGUGGCUAAGCAAAUGUCCAGUUACUGUUCGGAUACGGUCAGCAAAAAUGAAUGAGUUAUCUUUACAUUUAUUAAAUCUUAAUGUCUGUGUUACUUCUGAUUUUGUUAGAGAAAGCAGAACUUUACAAGAGUUAAGUCGAUGGAAAGCGACAGAAUUCCGUUUUUUUUUUUGUUAUAUACUGGACCAAUUGUAUUAA